CGAAACGUCGUACGCUAUUAUGUUAUUUCAUUAUCUCUUAUUUAUACGUGACUUUACCGAUAAAAAAACAACAACAACAACCCCCCAAGAGUAGCACGGGGUAAAACCCUCCCGAGUCAACAGCUACAUGCUACGUAAUAAUACACCGCGUUCACGGUCGGAUUUUACUUGAUAUAAUGCCGGAACAAAAAGUCGCAUGGAAUCCCGGAACGUUUUUUUGUUGUUGUUCCGCGUGUCGGGGCCGAGCUUUGAUUCCGGCACCGUGAUGGGUCCCCCAUGGCGCCUCCUGCACGUGGCGUCCCUCGGCGGCCUUCAGUCGCUCGCGAGGCCGCGGGUCACGCACUCCUCCUCCUUCUUCUUCAGCCGGUCAACGCGCGCUGCGUGGAAUGGCAACACGGAGGCGCCGGGAGCUCGGGAGAAGGCGGGUGAGGCGAGGAGACUUCGGGAGGAUCAGGGAAGAGGAGGAGGAGGAGAGGGCGAUAAACUUUACCCGACGCACCAACGCGUCACUCCGCAGCAGAGAGCGUUGCUUGCGGCCGGAUCGGCGUUCAUGUCGCUCUACAACCCCUACCGCCACGACAUGGUGGCCGUGCUGAGCGAGACCACCGGGCUCUCCGCAUUGCGUCGACUUCGGAGGGCUAUGGCGGACACGGAGGAAGGGAGGCGCGUGCUCAGCGAGCGUCCCCGGAUCUCCACGUCCACCCUGGACCUCCCGCGCCUCCGCUCGCUCCCCGCCGGGACGCUGGGACACGAGUACACGGAGUUCCUGCGCCGCAACCGAGUGACGCCGGACACUCGAGCCCCAGUGCGCUUUGUGGACGACGAAGAGCUGGCGUUCGUCCUGCAGAGAUACAGAGAGACACACGACCUCGUGCACACACUCACCGGCCUUCACACCGACAUGAUGGGUGAGGUGGCGGUGAAGUGGUUUGAAGCGGUGCACACUGGGUUGCCCAUGUGCAUUAUGGGAGCUGCAUUCGGACCCCUGAAGUUGUCUUCACGGCGCCUGUGGGAGCUGCGCUUGGUCCUGCCCUGGGCUGUGAGCGCCGCCCUCUCCUGCCGCUGCCUCCUCUCGCUGCACUUCGAGCGCCGCUGGGACCAGCCGCUCCCGCAGCUGCGCUCCGACAUCGGCAUGCCGCCCCCCCCGCCGCUCCCGACGACAACGCAGAGGGAGCGGGGAGGGUCCCCUGGCGUAGCGCCCCCGCACCCCAGCAGCAGCAGCAGCAGCCGACCGUCGGGGGAGUCUCCGUUAGCGAGCGGUAGCGCCUAUGAAUCCGACCCACCUUCGUUGUGACUAACAUUGUGAAAGCCCUACGUGUUAACGUGCCUAUUAAAGUGCGGCACGGCGGGCGGGUGGCCGGCAACCGCGCCCGGCUGCCUCCGUCUCCCCGCAGCGGCGAUGUUCACCGCACGCCGCUACCGCCGGUUACUCGUUUGAGGCCGAGUCGACCUGGGGGGGCGGGGGGGGGGGAGGCCCAGGAGUGGUUGCGGAUAAUUCAUAGCCACUUGUGUUGGUGGCCGUGAGCGGGAAUCGAACUCGGGUCAGCCGGGUUCAUAGCGAAGCGCGCCGAUCGCUGCGAUGCAAAACAGCCGCAACAGCAGCCGCACAACAGCCGCAGUCGGGCACAAGAGACGGUCGAUAGAACAGCCGAACAAACACCAGGCACACCACAGCCAGACAGAAUGGCAAAUCGUAUAUAGUUAAGACAGGCCGCCAAACAAUAGCCAGAAAGGCCGCCAAACAAUCGCCAGACAGGCCGCCAAACAAUAGCCAGAAAGGCCACCAAACAAUAGCCAGAAAGACCGCCAAACAAUAGCCAGAAAAAACGCAAAAUAGCCAGAAAGACUGCCAAACAAUAGCCAGAAAGACUGCCAAACAAUAGCCAGAAAGACUGCCAAACAAUAGCCAGAAAGACUGCCAAACAAUAGCCAGAAAGACUGCCAAACAAUAGCCAAAAAAACUGCCAAACAAAAGCCAGAAAGACUGCCAAACAAUAGCCAGAAAGACUGCCAAAUAAUAGCCAGAAAGACUGCCAAACAAUAGCCAGAAAAACCGCCAAACAAUAGCCAGAAAGACCGCCAAACAAUAGCCAGAAAGACCGCCAAACAAUAGCCAGAAAGACCGCCAAACAAUAGCCAGAAAGACCGCCAAACAAUAGCCAGAAAGACUGCCAAACAAUAGCCAGAAAAACCGCAAAACAAUAGCCAGAAAGACCGCCAAACAAUAGCCAGAAAAACUGCCAAACAAUAGCCAGAAAGAAAGACCGCCAAACAAUAACCAGAAAGACCGCCAAACAAUAGCCAGAAAGAAAGACCGCCAAACAAUAGCCAGAAAGACCGCCAAACAAUAGCCAGAAAGACCGCCAAACAAUAACCAGAAAGGCCACCAAACAAUAGCCAGAAAGAAAGACCGCCAAACAAUAGCCAGAAAGACCGCCAAACAAUAGCCAGAAAGACUGCCAAACAAUAGCCAGAAAGACUGCCAAACAAUAGCCAGAAAGACCGCCAAACAAUAACCAGAAAGACCGCCAAACAAUAACCAGAAAGACCGCCAAACAAUAACCAGAAAACCGCCAAACAAUAGAAAGACCGCCAAACAAAAGAAAGACCGCCAAACAAUAGCCAGAAAGACCGCCAAACAAUAACCAGAAAGACUGCCAAACAAUAGCCAGAAAGACUGCCAAACAAUAGCCAGAAAGACCGCCAAACAAUAGCCAGAAAGAAAGACUGCCAAACAAUAGCCAGAAAGACCGCCAAACAAUAGCCAGAAAGACUGCCAAACAAUAGCCAGAAAAACCGCCAAACAAUAGCCAGAAAGACCGCCAAACAAUAGCCAGAAAGACCGCCAAACAAUAGCCAGAAAGACCGCCAAACAAUAGCCAGAAAGACCGCCAAACAACAGCCAGAAAGACCGCCAAACAAUAGCCAGAAAGACCGCCAAACAAUAGCCAG
Petromyzon marinus (sea lamprey) is the source of this 2952-nucleotide messenger RNA. It is a transcript of the gene COQ4, whose product is annotated as coenzyme Q4. The record is from RefSeq and is a predicted model, not a curated record. NCBI's taxonomy places the organism in Eukaryota, Metazoa, Chordata, Hyperoartia, Petromyzontiformes, Petromyzontidae. Gene Ontology annotation, cellular component: mitochondrion; mitochondrial inner membrane. Gene Ontology annotation, biological process: ubiquinone biosynthetic process.